AUGGAGAAAGCGAAAUAUAUAAGAAUCCAGAUUACGAGUAUGCUCUUUUAGAUGAUAGUCAUUCAGAUAUACAAUCUGAACUUUCUUGUAAUUCAGCUAAUACGAUUACAUCAAGAACUAGUAAUUUAGUUGAAGGCGAAAACUCUACUUUUACAGAAGGCGAAAACUUUACCUUUUCAGAAGAUAAAAAUUUUACUUUUACAGAAACCGUAUCGAAUUUUAUUAAGGCAUAUUCAAAUUCAAAUUUAGUUGAGAAUGAAAACCUUGAAAAUAAUAUUGAUUGGCUUAACUCUGAACUAGAUAUUUCAUCUGAAGCUGGAUCUAACGAAA
Molecule: messenger RNA, 330 nt
Organism: Racocetra persica
Lineage: Eukaryota; Fungi; Glomeromycota; Glomeromycetes; Diversisporales; Gigasporaceae
Source: the annotation of a GenBank genome assembly